Molecule: messenger RNA, 240 nt
Organism: Phytophthora nicotianae INRA-310
Lineage: Eukaryota; Oomycota; Peronosporomycetes; Peronosporales; Peronosporaceae
Exons: 1
Coding region: 1-240 (79 amino acids)
Source: RefSeq, a predicted model, not a curated record
AUGGACAGAAGGUCACUGGUGCGUGAGUUAGUGCGCGCACGAGUUGGUGAGCUUAUGGGCAUGACGAACAAGCUAGAUAAGAUCGGCACGAGUCUGGAGAAGAUACUACGAGCUCAGAUGGAGCUGUUGUCUUGUAUGAGGAAGAACAAGGAGAACAUCUACGCGUUGGCUUCGGAAAUGGGCGACAUUGGCGUGGACCACAGUAGAAACCUAUCGUUCGGAUGGCAGCCAACAAAGUGA